Molecule: messenger RNA, 1272 nt
Organism: Tripterygium wilfordii
Lineage: Eukaryota; Viridiplantae; Streptophyta; Magnoliopsida; Celastrales; Celastraceae
Product: calmodulin-like protein 2
Exons: 1
Coding region: 288-974 (228 amino acids)
Molecular function (GO): calcium ion binding
Source: RefSeq, a predicted model, not a curated record
CAAUCUCAACAAAUGUUCCACAGAAAACCAAGCAGAAUAGCUUUCUCUGCGACCAACCAUACUCCAUUAGAACCUCUCGCUUUUCUUUAAUUUUGAAGUUAUUACACUUCACGCGUUUUGUGGGAUCGAAGUUACACCAAGAACCGCGUUUUCUUCUUCUUCUUCUUCUUCCACUACUUCAAAGCAACGACCUUUUCAAAUCACUUAAUACAUACAACAACAUCUGCCCUCUGUUGUUGUCCUCAUCCCCUGCUUUUUUUUUCCCCUUCUUCUGAUAACAAAGAAAAAUGGAAAUAACGUUAUUGUUAUUGGCACUUCUCUUCAUUGGUGGCCUUCUUAAAAUAUACUUCUGCAAACCCACCAAGAAAUUCAAUGAUUGGCUUCAUUUUUUAGUCCCCAAAUGUUCUUCAUCUUCAUCAACAGCAUCAACAUCCCCUGUUUCAAUCACCAAUACUACUAGUCAAGUAAUCUCAGACAAAGAAAGGAGCAGUAGUACUAGUGAGCUGAAGAGGGUUUUCGCAACUUUUGACAAGGAUGGAGAUGGGUUUAUAACAAAGAAGGAGCUCAAAGAAUCACUGAAGAAUUUGAGGAUCAUGGUGUCAGAACAUGAGGUUGAAGAAUUGGUCACAAAAGUGGAUUCUAAUGGAGAUGGAUUGAUUGAUUUUGAUGAGUUCUGUAUUUUGUGUGAUGAGUCUUCUUUUCUGGGGAAAGAAAGUGGAGAUCAAAAAGGAGGAGGAGAAGGAGAUUUGAAGGAGGCAUUUGAUGUGUUUGAUAAGGACAAAGAUGGGUUGAUUUCAGUGGAAGAGUUGGGUUCUGUUUUGGAUUCUCUUGGGUUGAAGGAAGGAAGGAAGAUCGAGGACUGUCAGGAGAUGAUAAGGAAAGUAGAUAUGGAUGGUGAUGGAAUGGUCAACUUUGAUGAGUUCAAGAUGAUGAUGAUGAGAAGUGGAGGCAGCAGGCUUGUUUCAGUCUUCUAAGGCCAUUCAGUCUUUCAAGACCACACCCAGAAGACAAUUAUCUCCAUGGAUGCAAUGCAUAAUAAGAUUUUCAUAUCUUCAUUUCACAAUUAAAAAUUGUAUAUACAUCACUAGGACACACACAUACACAUGUAUGUUUUCAGUAGAAAUUGCACUCCAGACCCCAGCUCAUGUUUCUUCUCAGAUCUCUGAUGGUGCACAUUAGGAAGAUCUUUAUAGUAGAGGAACUAGAUAUCAUGUUUUCAUGUAUGAAUACAUACAUAUUUGCAGCAGAUGGAUGAGUUUUCUUUCUUGUCAA